AAGCACUUUAUCUUAUUUUCCUAUUAGACCUACUAUAGACUUCUUAUAUCCCUAGACCUUACUAUUAUCUAGUCAUACCAACAUCUCACCUAUCAAUCCCCAGCAGUGCGAGGUCACUGCUUACAGGUACAGCUCAUUUCAGCCCAUCACCAUAAGCCAACUUAUAUUCUUGAUACCCAACAUGGACGUCACCGGCCUAGUGAUUGGUAUUGUCGGCCUGUAUUCGACCUGCCAGUCCUGCUAUAACCUCUACACCGACGUCCGCGAUGCCGAGACGAGCGCCGUGACCGCCGCCCAUGAGCUGGAGAUCCACAAGUCGAUCCUCAAGGCGUGGGGAUUCUACUGGCAGAUCCAGCCGACGCUGAGCGCAGAAGAACGCGACGGCGAGGUGAGCGAGAAGCUGAAGCGGUAUCUGACUCGAUACCCGGACAAGGCCAUCGGCAUUGCGAGUGCGCUGCAUUGUAUUGGCGAGGCUUUGUCUGACAAGCGGAAGCUUCUGGAUACAUAUGGGCUGGAGGUCAAUCUUGAAGUCGUUCAAGGUGUAGGUUUCCUGAGACGCUGGUUUUAUCUACUAUCUUGAUUGACCGACUGGAUAGAAUGAUGUCGUCAACGGGGGCUGGCGGCAGUUACGAGAAGAGCUGAGGGAGAAGAAGAGGACGAUAACUUCGCGGAUCACCCUCACCCGCCGGUUUGCCUGGGCACUACGCGACGCAGCCAAGU
Molecule: messenger RNA, 720 nt
Organism: Penicilliopsis zonata CBS 506.65
Lineage: Eukaryota; Fungi; Ascomycota; Eurotiomycetes; Eurotiales; Aspergillaceae
Exons: 1
Coding region: 182-580 (132 amino acids)
Source: RefSeq, a predicted model, not a curated record